Molecule: messenger RNA, 2381 nt
Organism: Chanos chanos (milkfish)
Lineage: Eukaryota; Metazoa; Chordata; Actinopteri; Gonorynchiformes; Chanidae
Gene: nhlrc2
Product: NHL repeat containing 2
Exons: 11
Coding region: 1-2145 (714 amino acids)
Molecular function (GO): protein binding
Source: RefSeq, a predicted model, not a curated record
AUGGCGGCUUACAGUAGUCUUGCGGCUCUGUUUCCAAUACAAAGCCAGUUAGACUACGCCCUCGAAGACGCUACGACAGUUGAAGAAAAAGAAAACCUCGUACAUCAAUACUUGAAGAAGUUAGACGACAGAGAGAGUUUGAAGAUUCCUGAUUUUGAGGAAGGUUUGGAAUGGCUGAACACAGAAGGAGCCCUGUCACUAGGGAGAGAACUUUCUGGCAAAGUGGUGGUGCUGGACUUCUUCACAUAUUGCUGCAUUAACUGCAUGCAUUUACUGCCAGAUCUGCACAACCUGGAGCAGAAGUACACCAUAACAGAUGGACUGGUUGUGGUGGGCGUACACUCUGCGAAGUUCCCCAAUGAGAAGGUUCUGCAAAACGUGCGCAGUGCAGUUCUACGCUACAACAUUACUCACCCGGUGGUGAACGAUGCUGAUGCUCGCAUGUGGCAGGAGUUGGAGAUUGCCUGCUGGCCCACACUGGUUUUACUGGGACCCAGAGGAAACCUCCUCUUCUCACUGGUGGGAGAGGGUCAUCGUGAUCGCCUCUUUAUGUUUGCGUCAGUUGCACUCAGGCACUACGGGGAGAAAGGGCUGUUGAAGGACCACAGCAUAGGGAUCAAACUGUACAAAGACGCUCUGCCCACAUCGGGCCUGCGCUUCCCGGGGAAAGUGACAGUGGACCCCCGCGGCACGAGGCUGGCCAUAGCAGACACAGGAAACCACCGAGUACUCAUCGUGUCCAACACCGGACAGAUACUCCACACUGUGGGAGGGCGGGGCUGUGGAAGGCGAGAUGGAGGCCUGGCAGAGGCCAUGUUCAACUCCCCCCAGGGCGUCUGCAUGAAGGGAGACCUGGUCUAUGUGGCCGACACCGAGAACCAUUUAAUCAGAAAGAUUGACCUGUCUGAGGGGCAGGUCACUACUGUAGCUGGAAUAGGCGUGCAGGGUACAGACAAAGAGGGCGGGGCGACAGGACUCCAACAGCCAAUCAGCUCUCCCUGGGAUGUUGCCCUGGGAACUACAGAUGGUGAUGAGGAUAACGUGCUGUGGAUUGCCAUGGCAGGGACACAUCAGAUCUGGGCUCUGUUUCUGGAAGAUGGGAAACUGCCAAAAGGGAGUGACUCCAGAAAGGGGACGUGUGUUCGCUUUGCCGGGAGCGGGAACGAGGAGAAUCGGAAUAACGCGUAUCCCCAUAAGGCCGGAUUCGCCCAGCCGUCUGGACUGGCGCUGGCCCCCGGCGAGCCCUGGUCCUGCCUCUUCAUCGCCGACAGCGAGAGCAGCACCGUGCGCUGCCUGGCGCUGAAGGAUGGCUCAGUCAAGCACGUGGUGGGAGGAGAGCGAGACCCUCUGAACCUGUUUGCGUUCGGGGAUGUGGACGGUAAAGGGGUGGAUGCUAAGCUGCAGCACCCGUUGGGUGUGGCGUGGGACUGUAACGGCAGCCUGCUUUAUGUCGCAGAUUCUUACAACCACAAGAUCAAAGUGGUAGAUCCCAAGAGUAAGCGCUGCAGCGUUCUGGCGGGUACUGGAGAGGCCAGUAACAGAAUUGGGCCGGGCUUUAUGGAGUCGUGUUUUAACGAGCCCGGGGGCCUGUGUGUGGCUGAUGGGGGGAGGAGUCUGUUCGUGGCUGACACAAAUAACCAUCUAAUCAAAGUCCUGGACCUGCAAGCCAGAACCAUCACUGUGUUCCCCUUGCAUGCUGAGGAGGUGGUGGAUGCUCCACGCUCGGUCAGAAAACUCCCCAAACUUCCUAAAUCAGCUCCCACCGUCAACAUGCCCGUGCUCCACGUGUGCACGGGUCAGCGCGUGUGUAUGGAGCUCAGCCUGGCCCUGCCUGACGGAACCAAACUCAAUCAGGAAGCUCCCAGCUUCUGGACCCUGUCCUCUGAAGGCAGCGAGUGGUUACUGGAGCAUCAGAAGAUCACAGGUGACAUCACUGAUCUCCGUCAGCACCUCUCCGUCAGCACCUCCAUCCCUGCCACCGUGCCGUUUCCAAACCCCUCCCUGACUCUCAGUGCGUGGCUGUACUGUUGUCUCUCUGACGGCGGAGCCUGCAUGAUAAAAGUCGUGUCCUUCUGUCAGCCUCUGCAAAUUGACUCCGCCUCCAACUCCAGCACCGUAACGGUGAAGCUCGCGCAUGCCUUCUAGAACUCGCCUCUAAGGUUCUGUGGGGUCUUUGGGUUCCUUUGGGUUCUAUCCCUUUCAUGCUCAGCACAGUAGUGAACUCUGAGUCCGCUGCCCUGUGAAGCCAGGAGUCAUAUGCUAGCGCAGAUCUGGGUCUUCCUCUAAAUGGAUGUGACUAACAGUGAUGAAAGAUAUUACAGCAAAUACAGAACAAAGUGCCUCUUUCUCAUAGGCAGUUUCAUACAAGCUUCCUCAGCACU